This is a messenger RNA of Phlebotomus papatasi, 2014 nucleotides long. RefSeq names its product nucleobindin-2 (gene NUCB1). Gene Ontology annotation, cellular component: extracellular exosome; endoplasmic reticulum-Golgi intermediate compartment. The coding region runs from base 266 to 1846 and encodes 526 amino acids. NCBI's taxonomy places the organism in Eukaryota, Metazoa, Arthropoda, Insecta, Diptera, Psychodidae. The record is from RefSeq and is a predicted model, not a curated record. The transcript is spliced from 4 exons. Gene Ontology annotation, molecular function: calcium ion binding.
GGAGUGUGAACUGCAAUACCGACCUCUGAUAUAGUCGUGAUUCUGUCAAAAACCACGUCAGUGUUUGAUGGACGAGCAAAGUGAAAACACGCCUUAUCGCAGCAAUAGGCGAUUUAUUUUGUUAAUUGCCUGAGAAAAAACGUGCAAUUCAACUACAAUUCAAUUGUCUACCAACCCACCCAAACAUCCCGAAUAGAGUGAAUCUGUGUUUAACUGUAAGAACCUGGAAAAUCAAAGCAUUUUUAUCUCAACUCACUAACGAACAAUGACUGUGAUGAAGAGGAGAAUAAUUCCGGUGAUUAUUUUGGUGACACUUUUGGCCAUCUGGGAGACAACUUUGGCUCUCCCAGUGACGCCCAACAAAAAGGCUGAGGAGAAGAAGCAGGAGGUGCCUGAGGUUCAGAAGCCACGGUAUGAGGAGGAGUAUGAUCCAAAUGACCCCAGAGCUGAAGUAGAGAAUGUCCUUGAAUACCAGAAUUACCUGAAAGAAGUGGUGAAUGCUCUGGAAAGUGAUCCAGAUUUCAGGGAGAAGCUGAACAAAGUCGAUGAAGUGGAUAUUCGUACUGGGAAAAUUGCCCAGGAGCUGGAAUAUGUCAAUCAUCAUGUUCGUACGAAAUUGGAUGAGAUUAAGCGUACGGAAUUGGAGAGAUUGAGACAGCUCGCCAUCAAACAAUUUGAGAUGACAAAUGACAUUGACAGGGAACACUUGAAAAUCCCUGAACAUCUUGAUCAUUCGAAUCAGCACACUUUUGAGGUGGAGGAUUUGAAGAAGCUCAUCCAUAAGGCCAGUAAUGAUCUGGCUGAAGCGGAUAAGUUGAGACGGGAGGAAUUUAAGAGGUAUGAGAUGCAGAAGGAAUUUGAAAAGCAGGAAAAAUUGCGUUCAAUGGAUGAGGAGCAUAAGAAGAAGUACGAAGAGGAACUGAAGAGGUUGCAGGAGAAGCAUAAUAAACAUGAGAAAAUUCAUCAUCCGGGUGGGAAGGCACAAUUGGAGGAGGUUUGGGAGAAGCAGGAUCAUAUGGAAGGGCAAAAUUUUGAUCCUAAAACCUUCUUCAUGAUGCACGAUUUGGAUGGAAAUGGCUAUUGGGAUGAGUUAGAGGUCAAGGCGCUGUUUGUCAAGGAAUUGGACAAAGUGUAUCAGGCUGGAGUUCCGGAGGAUGAUAUGAAGGAGCGAGCUGAGGAAAUGGAGAGGAUGCGUGAGCAUGUGUUCAAAGAGGCUGAUGUCAAUAAGGAUAGUCUGAUUAGUUAUGCCGAAUUUCUGGAGCAGACCAUGAAAGAUGAAUUCAGAAAGGAUGAAGGAUGGGAUACGGUGGAUCAACAACCACAGUAUACCCAUGAGGAGUACCUGGAAUUCGAGAGGAAGCGUCAGGAGGAGAUUCAGAGGUUGAUAAACCAGGGAAUGCUUCCACCGCAUCCUAAUAUGCCGCAGGGAUACUACCCAGGACCUCAGGGACCCUACCAGGCUCCUCCACAGGGUGGAUAUCAUCCGCAGCAGCAGAUGCAUCCCAAUCAGAUUCCGCAGCAGCAAAUGCAUCCUAAUCAAAUGCCCCAGCAGCAAAUGCAUCCCAAUCAAAUUCCCCAGCAGCAAAUGCAUCCCAAUCAAAUUCCCCAGCAGCAAAUGCAUCCUAAUCAGAUUCCCCAACAAGGACAACCUCAAUUCCAACCUCCACCAGUGCCACAGCAGCCUCCGCAGCAGCAGAUUCAGAAUCCUCAGCAACAUCAACCUGUUCAGAAUCCACCACAGAAAGUAUCUGGAGUAGGACAGAAGCAGCCUAUGCAGCCUAUUGGGAAUCAGAUUCCUCCACAGGCAUCUCCGCCGCAAGCUCAACAACAGCCAAGUACUCCCUAAACUCCUUUAAAAAAAAUACCCCCCAAGACAACAACAUCCCAUAGCCCAGAACAAACAGCAUUAACAGCAUUAACUCAAGAGUGAGAGAGAUUGUGACAAGAGAUCCAAAGUCAGGAAUUUGCUAAAUUAAUAAAUUUUUACCAAUAAUGGUUUUUUUUUCAAAGCAGC